Paramormyrops kingsleyae is the source of this 2732-nucleotide messenger RNA. Lineage: Eukaryota; Metazoa; Chordata; Actinopteri; Osteoglossiformes; Mormyridae. The record is from RefSeq and is a predicted model, not a curated record.
UCUUCAAUAACAACGGGGCCCUCGCGCCAGCGGCGGCGCCUGUCCGGGACGGAUAGGUACGUUAGAUGACUGCGGUGCGCUUUGAUUUCCGACCCUUAUAUAUGUGUUUUCAGGUAACACACCUACAUUAGUGUUAAAACUCACGGCUAAAAAUUCGAAUGGAUCGUACUUUUCACGGUGAACCGGCGUCUUAUUGCGACUGAAAGUGCUUGUGCGUGUCGGAAAUUUGACUCCGACUAUCUUUAGGAAACGGGACCUGUGUCUUGCAUGGACCAUGGCAGUGUUCAGUUCUCAAGUGCUGCUCGCUGUGACGAGAUCCAGGGGGACCUACUUGCUUUCAAAAAGGCGUGGCCGCUUGUGCUUGCCCCCCACGGCAUGUGUUCGAUACCACCUGGAACUUACUACGCAGCCCGUGGGCCCCUCAUGGUUAUUACACCCCCACCCCGUGUGGACUCCCGCCGGCUCUGCCUGCACGCCGGCUCGUCCCCUCCACACCUCCUGCGCCUGGUUCCAGGAGGCUAAGGAGAAGCCAGCCGAGGGCAGCCCUACGCAGAAUGACAGCCCUCCUCCAAAGGAUCCCGACCCCGUCCGCCCUGCCCCCACCCCUAGCGCUGCAGAGAUAAUAGUGGCCAGGAAAUCCCUCGGCCAGAGGGUGUUGGACGAGCUGAAGCACUAUUACCAUGGAUUCCGCCUCCUGGGAAUCGACACGAAGAUCGCCGGGCGGAUGGUGUGGCAGCUCCUGCACGGCCAACAGCUCACCAGGAGGGAGAGGAGACGACUCAUGAGGACAUGUGCAGACCUCUUCCGCCUCUUACCCUUCAUGGUGUUUGUCAUCGUUCCGUUCAUGGAGUUUCUCCUGCCGGUUUUCCUCAAGCUCUUCCCUGAGAUGCUGCCGUCCACCUUUGAGACAGAAUCAAAGAAGGAAGAGAAGCAGAAGAAGUCUCUGUCUGCUAAGCUGGAGUUGGCCAAAUUUCUGCAGGAGACCAUCGCUGAGAUGGCCCGGAGGAACAAGGCCCAGGUUGGAGCUGAGACACAGAGGUUCUCCACCUACGUGCAGAAGGUGCGCCACACGGGUGAGCAGCCCACCACCAAAGACAUCGUGCAGUUCUCUAAGCUCUUCGAGGACGAGCUGACCCUGGAGCACCUGGAGCGCCCUCAGCUGGUGGCCCUCUGCAAGUUACUGGAGCUGCAACCCAUCGGAACCAACAACUUGUUGCGCUUCCAGAUGAUGAUGCAGCUGCGCACCAUCAAGGCAGAUGAUGAGAUGAUUGCCAAGGAGGGCGUGGCCACCAUGAGCGUGUCCGAGCUGCAGGCGGCGUGUCGCAGCCGGGGCAUGCGCUCGCUGGGCCUGACCACGGAUCAGCUCCGGCAGCAGCUGCAGCAGUGGCUGGACCUGCACCUGAAGGAGAAUGUGCCCCCAUCACUGCUGCUCCUGUCCCGGGCCAUGUACUUGACGGACCUCACCCCCAAAGCCCCCAUCAUCCCGCCCGUGCCCAAGCUAGAGGUUCCCUCGGGUGCCUCUAAAUCUGACCCCCCGGUGCAAGCGGAGCCCCUGUCGGCCAAGCUGGACCCCGCUACUGUCACCCAGGACAAGGCAGAGGAGAUCUUGGACAAAUCAAGUUCAGAUGCACCACCAACAACUACGCAAGUCAUACAGGUGAAAAAUGCAGAAGCGUCCCAAAAGUCCAAGAUGAGUGCAAAUGGGGUCUAACAGUCCUGCUGUUGGCAUCGGCUUUCCUCCACGCGUUUUGCGGGAACAGACGUUCCCACUCUGCCCACUCUAUACGCUGUUAGGACACAAAGCGGUGGGCUGAGCACCCAGAGUGGCGAAGGUCCCUCCCCAGCCCAUCCUCGGACCCCACCCAGCUCCAUGUGGUGCAGCACCAGAUGGCCCGGAAGCAGCGAGGAGGUGGAGCUUUCCACGGGACUCCUGCCUCACCCUUCUGUCCCAGCAGAGUGGUCUGUCCCACAGUGGAUGACCUCUAACCUCUGACCUCAACCUGUCACUGUUUGCACUCCACCAAGAAAGGAACUAGGAGACAAAUACCUGGUUGCAUCACAAAACUCUGAAAUCUCUUUUUGACAAUAAUUAGUUUGACGCCUGGCCACAGAGCCGUAAAUUGUAUAUUUGUAAAUACUUUGUAAAUGAAGGCCACAAGUGUAUUAUAUUCAAAGCAGUCCAUGCCAAAUUUGGCCUACAGUAAAGACCUCUUCUAAUUUCAGACCACACUUAAUAUGAUGUAAAGCAAGUAAAUGUAGUAUUUUUUAAAGAUUAAACAUUUAUUUAGUUUCCGAUGAGGUAUACUAGAUACACCCUAUGGCACUAAACUUAGAUAUGUGACUUUAUGAAUGAGUGUAUGGUGUUAAUAUCAUCACACCCCCCAAAUUGCUUUGUGAAGGGGUCAUUUUCAAAAGCUUUUUCUGCCGUCUACGUUCCUGAAAUGUUACGCAUUAGUAGCUGGGCAGGGACCCCUCAGUAUGACGUGGGAUGGAUUUUGUUACAAAUUACAGAGGCAGUUUUAUAUAAAAACAAACUAAAUUUAUUUCGGCAUAUAAAACCACAGUGGUUUGAAAACGCCUAUUCUCCUGUUUAUGUACUGGUUAUUAUUCCUGCUUGUAAGUAAUAUCCCAGUGAUUAAUUGGAUCAGAUGUACACAUUUAUUUGUAAAUAUUAUUGUCCAAUUUCUGGAAAACCUUUGAAAACCUCAGAUAUGUCAAGGUUCAUUCUUUUC